AUUUCUACGUGUACAUUGAACUGAUGAAAGGAAACAAGAAACAAUGAAAGAGAAAGACUUGGACGCGAAAUAGGCAGCAGUGAAAAUAAGGCUUUCAAUUUAAUAUUAUAAGAUAAAAUUCUGUUCGCAACUGUCUCAAUGGCAGGCCACAAUCUCAACGAUGAACGGGAGCGGUCUGCGGACGUUGAGUUUGAUCGGAGUUUACAGUUUUCUUCCAUGUUUCUCUCGGAGCAGGUACUCAGGGGUCUAACACGGAACAACUAUAUUCACCCGUCGCCGAUACAGGCACGUGCGAUUCCAUUGGGCAAACUUGGAAUAGAUUUGUUAGUACAGGCGAAAUCUGGAACCGGAAAAACACUAGUAUUUGCAGUACUGAUAACUGAAAUGCACUGUCCGGAUGUGUUAUUCCCGCAGUCCCUUACGAUUGUACCUACUAGGGAAAUCGCCGUACAGAUUGAGCAGGUAUUGAACCGAAUCGGUUAUUCGGUUCCUAGUUUCAGAGCGCGAAGUUUUAUCGGUGGAAUGGAUAUAACACAGGACAGAAAAAAUAUGCAAAACUGUUCUGCUGUAAUCGGAACACCUGGUCGUAUUUUGCACUUGAUUAAAAAUAAUAUCCUAAACACAACAGCAAUCCGCGUACUUGUACUGGAUGAGGCUGAUUCAUUGAUCACCGGGACAUUACAAUCUGAUGUGGAUCAUAUUAUCAAUUCACUUCCUGUAAAACGACAGACGGUGAUGUGCAGUGCCACUUUUUAUCAAAACCGUGACAGAAAACUACUAAAGUAUUUGAAUGAGAAAUUUAUUGGCGUAACUCCGAAAAAAGAGGUUCCUGUUUUACAUGGUAUUCGGCAAUUCGUGCGAGAAUUGCCGGAUGCGAAAGACAAUAUUAAGGAGGUUAUGGGAAAGAUUGCUGAAUUGAAUCAGAUUCUGAAAAAGGUUCCUUACAAUCAGUGUUUGGUGUUCACCAAUACGCAGACAAAAGCUGAUACCUAUCGUGGUUAUUUAAACCGAGCCGGCUGGCAGGCUGAGGUUAUCCGUAGCGGCCAGGAACAACGGGUUCGGCUUAAGACAGUGGAAAACCUCCGGGAGUUCCGUUGUCGGAUUCUAAUCGCAACCGAUUUAUUAGCGCGGGGAAUCGAUGCUGAGAAUGUGAACCUAGUAAUAAACGUGGAUGUUCCAAAGGAUAAUUCGAUUUAUCUCCACCGAAUUGGUCGAGCCGGCAGAUUUGGAACGAAAGGUAUUUCUAUAACCUUGCUUUCGUCGGCCAAAGAUACUGAACGCUUUCGAAAAAUUUUACACGAUAUUGGUGGACCAGAGAUGUUCGUUUAUCAACUACCUUCUGCAGAUAUCGAAGAAAUAUGGAAUUUUGAUCAGUACGCCAAGUAUGGAAAAAUUUACGCAUCAACAUUGGAGCAGGAAAUUCGAGAAAGGGGUGCGGAUAAAUCAUUGUUGGAAACAAUUCAGGAAGUCGAUUCCCGAACCGAAAUAGAGCGUAAAUCAUCGGAGAACCUCGAAGAUAGUUUGGAGGAAGCAUCCAAGAAACGUGUAGAUUCAGUACUCGAGGCGGAUUCGAUUGAACAAAUGUUGCACAAGAAAGAAUUGACUGUGACCACCGCUGAUGAGCAAGAAGAAACAGUUGAACGUAUAAUAUCGCUCGAUGCAGGUGCGAUGACAGUAACAGCUGAAGUAGACACGCAGAAGCAAAGUGUCGAUCCGAAGAAUCUUUCGAACGUGGCGUUCGAUCAGACAUUAGUCGAUGAUGGUUUUGAGUGUGAUGACCUGAAUUCUGACACUCAUCCAAAUUCUGUGGAAGAGAUUGGAAGUCAAAUCAAUGCUGAUAACUUGUUCACAGAUAACGAUAACAACUUAUGUGAAACGAAAUCUUCAACAUACAACGGUAUUUUACAACUCAAAGAUGAAGAAACACAGAAAAUCAUCUCUGUCUCUGUCUCUAAUGGUAAUGGAUCCUCAAAAGUUGAUGAACUGUUUUUGGCGGCGAUGCACAAGUUGCAACUGGCAGAUACAGAAGAGUGUACUUCUUUGAAAACAUCGCCUAUUGGAAACGAAUCUUUUGCUGAAUCUAAAUGUUCUCAUGAAAUUGAUCAAAUUUUUCCUGAAGCAAUAAGCGAUCUUGAGCAACAAAAUUUAAUAAAGACUGAAAAUACCUUUUCCAUCGAGGUAAAGGCUGAAUUUGCUGGUGAAAAGACAUCGGCAAACAUUACGGGGUGUUCGCACCAUGUAAAACGAGACGUUGAUGUGAUUCCUGAAAUAUUGCUGGCCACAGUCAAUGGAGAGUUGGACAGUAAAAAAAAAUCCGUAACCGAUGAUUUGUUUCUUGCAGCGAUGAACAAGAUUGAUUUUGGGGAUGAAGUAAAGCCACGACAGGAUGCACAAGACCAAUCACUACCAUCACUGACUCCUUCAUCACCGGAAAUCAGUUGCUCUACUCCAGAAUCUUGUUUUACCACAGAUAGUUCCUUCAGCUCAAACACCACUAAAAAGGUAGAAGUUGGAUCUGAUUUUACAACUCCUAAUUCUCGAGUACAGGGUAUUCGCAGUGCUGUACCGGCACAUCAAGUGAGCUCAUCCGCUUCAGACAGUUCAUCCGACACCAGUCAAACUUCAGAUCCGGUAGUACCAAUGCCUGAUCAAAAUUGUCUUCCGUUGGAGGUGAACAACGAUGCUCUGUUUGCAAAAAUUAUGGAACAGAAGGAAAUGGAAGUAGGUCAUCAGCAGCGGCCGUUCCAAUUUUCCAUUGACGGUUGCAGUCUUGAAGUUCACGACGAUCCGGUUAGUGAUCGAGACAUCGAUUCUCGCAAAGGGUCUGUUCCAGAUGUUGUUCCCUGCGGAAUUACAAUGGAUCCGUCCCGCCUUCACAAUCAACCGACAUCCACUAUGGACGAGCAAGCGGCAUCCGGUUUUGAUCUCAAUUCAAAUACAUGCGGUUCUAAUCAUGGAUCUGUUUUUGAACAUGAAGAAGAAAUAGUCAUUCCGCAAGAUGAUCCGCCAAAACGAAUUCGAUUCCAAGAAGAUGAUUUAUCACUGGAUUUGCUCGUUAAUUCAGAGAAUGCCUUCGAACUUGAAGCUCAGAUCGAGCAACAACAAGACCCGAGGCUUGAUCUUGCUCCACGUACGGACGCAAGAGCAGCUACCGAAGAUAUCGAGGACGCCAGCUCAUACUCUUCGGAAUACGACAGUGAGAUGUCCAAUUCAUCGUUCUUCGAUCAGCGCGAGUGGGAUAGAGAAGAAAUAAGUACUGCAGUUGCGGAAGCCGAAGGUAAAUCGGGUCGAUCAAGAAACGCACGCAAAUCGUCUGCUAGGAAUGAAGAUCGCACCAUUUUGUAUCAUCGAAUUUACGCCAACUGGAGUAAUCAGUACUGGAACCAAAUGACAAUGAUUCGAGACUAUACGCGCUAUUCGAGCUAUACCAGACGCAAUAUUUGCCAUAAUUGCCAACCGAAGCGUUAAGGGAGCGUAAAAGCGGUAAAAUACCACAGAAAUUGCAGCAACACCAGAACAUAUGAUGUGAUGUUACUAAUUAGAUUUACUUUCGCAGCGAAGGUCAUUUUUCGUUACUAUCUCGAUGCAUUCUUAACUAUUUAAACCGAAUUUGCAUACAUAUUUAUUUGCAGUACAUAAUAAACGUUCAAAAUUUC
This is a messenger RNA of Wyeomyia smithii (pitcher-plant mosquito), 3656 nucleotides long. RefSeq lists its product as uncharacterized. Gene Ontology annotation, molecular function: ATP binding; RNA helicase activity; RNA binding. The record is from RefSeq and is a predicted model, not a curated record. Gene Ontology annotation, biological process: spliceosomal snRNP assembly. The transcript has 3 exons. Lineage: Eukaryota; Metazoa; Arthropoda; Insecta; Diptera; Culicidae. Gene Ontology annotation, cellular component: SMN complex. Bases 139 to 3468 code for a protein of 1109 amino acids.